Molecule: messenger RNA, 4045 nt
Organism: Frankliniella occidentalis (western flower thrips)
Lineage: Eukaryota; Metazoa; Arthropoda; Insecta; Thysanoptera; Thripidae
Product: intermembrane lipid transfer protein Vps13-like
Exons: 10
Coding region: 41-1804 (587 amino acids)
Biological process (GO): protein retention in Golgi apparatus; protein targeting to vacuole
Cellular component (GO): extrinsic component of membrane
Source: RefSeq, a predicted model, not a curated record
ACUCACUGCCCUAAUCCACGUCCAGGUCGACUUUGAGAAGAUGUACAUGACGAAGCCGUUCUACGGAGAGUUGCGCCGACGGUACAACCCCGCCUUCUGGAUGCAAUUACGUCGAUCCGAACACCUCACCUACUGCAGGAUGAGCAUACACCGACUGCAGCUCGACAACCAGCAGCCGUCGGCGCACUUCCCCACCGUGCUGUGCCCCGCCCCCGGCAGCGGCGCCCCCGCCCCCGCCCCCGCGCAAGCGGCUAGACGCGCCCUGCUCAAGCCCUGCGUCGACCUGCUGGUGCUGCGGCGAGCGCGCCCCGCCUACCGACAGAACGUCUACAAGUACGUCAAGGUGGUGGUGCAAGAGUUCAGCGUGCAGCUCGAGCGCGACUUCCUCGACGCGCUCCUGGCGUCCUGGGCUGCCGCCACCGCACCGCCCGGUCGACCCAUCCCAGACGACGACCAGCACCGCCUGCUGGAGGGGCUCCGCCAGGACGUGGCGCGCAGCUACGUCCCGGUGCACUUCCUGGGCGUUAAGCUUCGCGAGGCGAUGCCGCGGCCCGUCAUCGAGAGCGUGCACCUGUCACCGCUGCGCAUCCGCCUCAGUCUCUUCCUGCGCGGCUCGGCGCGCACCGGCGGCCGGAGCCUGGCGGGCAAGAGGGCCAUCGUGGACCACGUGUUCAACGCAUUGGUGCCCUCCGCCGCCGAGAUCAAGAACGUCCGCCUCAAGCUGCCCUACUUCGAGCGCAAGGGCGUGCAAGCGACGUGCCGGGACGUGGCCGGGGACGCGCAGCGCCACUACUACGCCCAGCUGGUGCAGCAGGUGCACGUCAUGGUGCUGGGCCUGGACGUGCUCGGGAACCCCUACGGCCUCGUCAGCGACUUCACGGACGGAUUCGGCGAGUUCUUCUACGAGCCUUACAUGGGGACCAUCGAGUCCCCCGACGAGUUCGCCGAGGACCUGUCACGGGCGGCGCAGGCGCUGCUAGGCAACUUGACGGGCGCGGAGGCGAGCGGUCUCUCGCUUCUCGCCCCCUCGCUGGGAGCCAUGCUCACCAACCUCACAUUCGAGGACGAAUACAAAAAGAAGCGCCGUUUCUGUCUGCAGCAAGCUACGGACUUACCGGAACUGGCGAGGACGGCGAGCAAGACCUUCUCUAUGGGUGUUCUCAUGGGCCUGUCCGGAGUCGUGCUGAAGCCAUCACUUGGAGCGCCACAGGAAGGCGUCGAGGGUUUCUUCCGGGGCACGGGCAAAGGGUUCCUGGGUCUUAUGACUAAGCCGGGUGGCGGCGUGGUCGACUGUAUCGCCACGGCGCACGAUGGUAUUCGGAGGGCUACCGAGAUGGGGGAAGACAUGGUGAUGCGGGCGAGGCUGCCCCGCCACCUGAACCCCUACCAAGGCCUGCGGCCCUUCUCUGUGUACGAGGCCACCGGGCAGCACCUGCUGUCCACGCUCAGCAGGGGCCACUAUGCCGACUCUGAUCUGUAUUGGGCGCACGCCGCGCUGGCCGCGGACGGCAAGACCACCAUGCUCAUCACCCUACAACAUGUGUUCCUGUUGGAGAGAUGUCGCCAGUGGGGACCUAUUGAAGUAGACUGGGCUAUAAGGGUAGACGACAUAAUGGAGGUGCCCAAACUGGAACUCAACAAGUUGGUGUUCAUUGUACGACAGGAUGACAGUUUUUCUGCAUUUUCUGGAGAUGAGCGAAGUGUUACUAGCGAAGAUCCCGCAGUUUUGGCUUGGUUGAGAGACAAAGUUGAAACAGUUCUUGUACUAAAUAUGGAAGAUAGACCAGUUCCUGCAACUACUUAAACAUAGCAGUAAUGAUUUGGAAAGGAGGUUGUUUGAAUGAAACUCCACAUGUUAUGAGGUUUUGAAAGCAAAUUGUAUUAACUGUGGAUAUGUGUAAAUAAGAACUUAAAAUUAUUCUAUGGCAAAUGAAAAAUGCAACAAAAGAUAGCCACCCAUUUGAAAAUCAUUCAAAAAUUAUUAUUAGUAAACCCUUUUAUUUUGUUUGUCCCGACCCUAUUAAUUUUAUAACCAUUUUACUGGGAUUGCAAUCUUAAUGGUUUUAUUAGAAGGGUCAUUUAACUCAUUUAAAAAUUGUGUCAUUAUUUACGUUAUUUUCUUUUCCAAAUGAAUAUUUAAAUUAUCUACCGAGUCUCUUGAAAGAUAAGGAAAACUGCCAUACUACAUUCACAUCAUUGGUUCAUCAUAUCAUCUAACCUUAGAGAUAUAAGUCAUGAAAGGUAUUCAAUUGAGAAGGAAAUAUCAAUUAUUCCUCGGGUGCACAAAUAUUUUUUUUUUAAAUUUGGUCUUGACUUCAGACGAUGAGAUGCAGCAGCUUAACUAUUUCAAGGCCUAAACACAUGUCUUCAUUCUGCCAAGCCUUCACUGUCUCAAAAGCAAAUUUUUCCUUGCUUUAUUAUUUAUUUAUUUUUGAGCCAGUGUGUAGUUAAAGUUAUUCUACUUCUUCCUUUUUUUUAAUGCAAUUGAAAUGUAGAAUGAAUCUUAUAUGUUUAUGUACAUUAGAAAACAAUAUGUGCUUUAUGAGUUUUAUCUACCAAGACUAAGGUGCUCACACAGAUCCAGUCUGGAAAAUGAAAAUGUUUCUGAUUUGGCCAACAGAUGGAAGACAAUACUUAGGUAGAUUAAGAGAGUUGGAGCUUUAAUGACUUAAACCCAUUAAACAUACAUUCAAGAUAAAAUACUUCUGUGUUGGGACAGGUUGUUGAAAGGAUGCCCGAAUUGCCUGCAUUGAUUUUUUUAGUUUCGGGUCGUGAUAGAGCCUAUGUGCAAAGCACAGACUGGAUAGGACUGUAAGACACAAGAAGAAGCAAACGAUUCAGAAACUAUUAUAUGCACCACUGUAGAAAACUGUUAUUUUCAAUUAAUAUUUUUUUAAGCAGUAUACAUAAAUUGGAGACUGUUCUUUUCAAGUUGAUCAGCAUUGUAAGUCAAUGGAGAGGCCAAAAUGCUACAAGUGAUCAUUAAUUAUGGGGCAUCUGGGUAUAAGACAGCCCAAAAAUAUGCUCUAAAAAAAUUGUUCUAAGAACUAUGUUCUGUAAAUAAGGGUAUAAAAUGGUGGUUCUUCUAGAACUUUUAAGCUAUGAUUUACUUUGCUAAGACAACUAUGUUAUUAAAACGUUGUGAUAAUAUUUCUAAGGCUGAGAGAUUGCAUCUCAGCAAAAUAAUAUAACCUGUCAGAAAGCUUAAUGUGUGUAGUGAUUCAAAUAGAGAACAAAAACUUUCUUAUCUCUCCAAGGAGACCACUCUAUUUAUCAAAGCUUCACAUUUCACUGAGAGGAAUAUGAUAUGUAGUCAAUUUCAGAAGUAUCAGCAGUUCAGUUGAGUCCUCAAGCUUAAAUGAUACACAAAGUCUGUCCAUUCUUCUUACUUUCCUUGUGCAUGUAUUGCAAGUAACUUUGCUGUUGCCAUAUUGAUAAGAUACUUCAUGUAAUAAAUUAUUCAGAAAUGACUAAAAUCUUCAGUUGCAUUGCAAGAAGACAGUAGAAGAUGUGGUGUGGUCCGUAAUUAACUGCUAAGAAUGUGUUACAUCUGUCAAAUAGAGUGAAUAGAAUCCAAUGGCAAUGCAUUUCAAAAUGCAAGGCUUUAAGACAUAAUAGGAAGCUCCUGAGUCUUUUGGUUGUGGGGCCACAAGUCAAUUGAGUUAGCUCUGUAAAGAUACGAAAGCAAAUGGACCAGUACGUAAAUACAAUUGGAAUCAUGCUGCUGAUGUAUGAGAAAAUUCAUGACCUCUAUUCACCAAUCAACCUUCCCUCUUAUGUUUGUAAAAUCUGUUGCUGAGGCUACUAUGACUAGUGUGACCCACAGCUUUUUACAAGAGACUAUUCAUACAUAACAAAAGAAGUACUAAAAUAAUUUAAAUAUUUUUGUGCUUGAAUGAUGUGAGUCAUGCAUGCUAAAAUAGGACACAGUUCAGUCAUAAGAAAUGAGAGCAUACGUAAAUAUCUAUUCUUUAUUCUUUAACAGACAAUGCUACUGACUUCUUAGAAGGAAAACGUCAAACAAAAUGUUGAAGAAUGCUAUAAA